Molecule: messenger RNA, 661 nt
Organism: Umbelopsis ramanniana AG
Lineage: Eukaryota; Fungi; Mucoromycota; Umbelopsidomycetes; Umbelopsidales; Umbelopsidaceae
Exons: 1
Coding region: 130-417 (95 amino acids)
Source: RefSeq, a predicted model, not a curated record
CACUGCCCCCCAAGUGAGCUCACCUGACAUCAUUUCGCAGGAGUUGGGCGCAAAGCUUUAAAAAGCCCGAGGUCAGAAUGAACCAUCUUUUACUUCCAGGAUAUUUAAAACAAGCUUCCUAUAACUACCAUGACUAGAAGUAAGCAAAAUCUUUACCCUCUGCCUGUGGAAGAGUCGAGGCACUACCAAAGAAACGGUUUUCGAGACGCUCGAGGUCCCACCAAAAAGAGCGGACGUGGCCGUGGUAACUGGGGCGACUGGAAAACCGAAGAUCUUGACCACGAACUGGAAAUGGAAGUAGGCUCCUCAGACGAUUUGGAAGCGUUGGAAACACAGGAAAGUCAUUCAAGUGCUAUGGCUCCAAAAGUACAGAUCGUGGACGAAAGUAAUUUUGAAGAAAGGAAGAGCCAGCCAUAAGAGUCUGGAAAAACUACCGAUGAAAAGGGACCUGUACGUUCAUUUGCAAAUGGUGAACUACGCUAUGUUGCUUUUCUAUAAACUUGAACUUGAAUAUCCGUAAAUCUCUUAUGUUAAACGCGAAAUUCCAUAUGGAUCUUGCGAUCAAACGUUCCUUAUAAAGUUACCAAUAAACGCUGAAACAAAGUUGGAUCAUGAUCUCGCUCAUUAGUGUCUUCGCUCUUAGAGACGUAUUGGGGUAAGA